Aspergillus pseudonomiae is the source of this 1961-nucleotide messenger RNA. RefSeq names its product DMT family transporter. Gene Ontology annotation, molecular function: enzyme regulator activity. Gene Ontology annotation, biological process: intracellular calcium ion homeostasis. Bases 1 to 1419 code for a protein of 472 amino acids. Lineage: Eukaryota; Fungi; Ascomycota; Eurotiomycetes; Eurotiales; Aspergillaceae. Gene Ontology annotation, cellular component: endoplasmic reticulum membrane. The record is from RefSeq and is a predicted model, not a curated record. The transcript has 3 exons.
AUGGUGGCUUCAGAUAGUUCGCACCUGUUGGGACAGGAGGAGGUCAGGGACACCGAGCCGGUUCUCGACGCCCCCGAUUCCGAUGAGGAAAUGACCACGAAUCGACCCCCCAUCCACCGGUCCGUUACGGACAGCCACUCGCAACAACCGCUACUUAAAGAUGAGCAACGGCGAUUCUCAAAUGCCAGCUUCGGUAAUGGUGCUGCUUCGGAAGGCAGGCCUAUGCUGCACCACCAUACCCGAAGGCCGACGGUUAGGAGUAGCGGUACGGAACAAAGCGCAGAGCAGGAUACUCGGCGAAAAUACAUCAUUGCAUCCGGUUUUCUCCUACUGAGUUUAGCAAGUUUCGUGAUACAGACCGAGACUGCCGUAUAUAUCGCGGGUGAACUGGGCUGGGAUAAGCCCUUCUGUAUGCUUUACUUUACACACGGUUCGUGGUCCCUUCUCUGGCCAGUCCAACUCCUUAUUCUACGGAUACAGAAGAGGAAACUCUCCUGGGGCGCAUUCUGGCGACGUCAUGUCUUCCUCCUCCGAACGACCGCACAGAUGGUCGAGUCUCAAGAUAUGCACGUAGCCUCCCGCCGUUCCCCGAUCCCGUACAUGCUCAAGACUACAGCCUUCGUGACAAUGGCCCUCACAGUUGCUGGCGGAUCGUGGUAUCUGGCUGUCAAUAUGACGACCGCGAGCGACUUGACCGCCAUCUACAAUUGCUCCGCCUUCUUUGCUUAUGCGUUCUCCAUCCCGCUCCUCAAAGACAAACUUCGCUUCGAUAAGGUAUUUGCCGUAAUUGUGGCCAUUGUGGGUGUUCUCGUGGUGGCAUAUGGAGAUAGAGACGAAGACAAGCAUGCGGAUGGCACCCCGGGUAAAGGAGAAGGUCAAGUAAACAAUAGGCUCUUGGGCAAUCUUAUCAUCGGUAUCGGUAGUAUACUCUACGGUCUGUACGAGGUACUAUAUAAGAAGUACGCCUGCCCGCCGGAAGGCACCAGUGCCGGACGCAGCAUGAUCUUCGCAAACACCUUCGGCAGUCUGAUCGGAUGCUUUACUCUCUUCGUGCUCUGGAUCCCCCUGCCGGUCCUCCACAUCCUAGGCUGGGAAACCUUCCGUUGGCCCACCGGAGAAACCGCCUGGAUGCUCCUCAUCUCCGUCUGUGCCAAUGCCACCUUCUCGGGAUCCUUCCUAGUCCUCAUCUCCCUCACCUCCCCGGUCCUCUCCUCCGUCGCCUCUCUCCUCACCAUCUUCCUCGUCGCCAUCGUCGACUGGCUCCGAACCGGCCAACCCCUCUCCAAAUCCUCCAUCAUCGGCGGCAUCCUCAUCAUCGCAGCCUUCUUCCUGCUGAGCUGGAGUACCUACCGCGAAAUGAACGAGGAGAGGAAAAAGUCCAUCGAAAACGAACAAGUCGAAUCCGACAGCGACGACUAGAAUUCACUUGAUAUCUAUCUCGUUAAUUAACCGGAUCCAUGAUCCGGUUAUGUUAGUCGUUGCUUAUCAUUUCGGAUAUUUUUUUUUUUUUUUACCUGAAAAGCCCCGGGUCUGUUUAUAUCUUACCUUUACCUUCCUUUCUUACUUUUCUUUUUAUAUGUUUAUUACCAUUCAUUGCUUGAGUUAUAUUAUAGACUUGGUCACUGUCUUUUUGUUACAUGGCGGUGUUGAUUUAGAGUGUUCGUGGUUUACCCUAUUUUUUUUUGGUUUGGUCAAUGUACAUUUUUACUUCCAUUCUUGGUCUUGUACUUUUGGUUCCUUUCUUGUUGGUUAUGGGAUACAGUGCUGUGUUCGGGGUAUAGGAGUAGGGGAGUCUUGAAAACUUCUCUACUUGACACUUCUCUCCCUUGCCGGGGGGUGCAAACUAUGCAAUAUUCAUACUACUUCUCUACAUUCGACGAUGGGUUGCGGGGGAAUCUGUGCAAAGGCUCCGCAGGGUCGAUCAAGUUGGCUUGGUUUCUCUAUACUAGGUACAAGAACAG